GUGCACCCUACUGUGAUUCAUUUCUUCUUUUUUACGUAAAAAGGGGCGUAGUAAUUUUACGCAGAAGGAGCCGACCAGGCCAGUGAAACAGGCAGUCCCGUGCCGGGUGUCGGAUGGUGCGUAGCAAGCAAGUAUAGGCUAUCCUGUCUGGAAUUAUAUUACUUUCCGACGUUCAUUAUACGAGAAACAUAUAUAUAGGCUACAUUGUGUCGUCGAUAAGUUUUAUGAGCCCUUUCCUUUGGAUUUCCUGUGAUGCCGCGGAGACAGUCGGAUAGAUAAGACAACGGUGUCAUUUGUUACAGUUAGCUUAAAUUAACCAAAGUAGGCUAUUAUAUUUUGCUCAAUUUGCCAACACCACAUUCCAUUCAGUAACUCACUAACUGUAAAAAAAUAAAUAAUGCGACAGGCGUUUUUGAGACAUGUCCGUCGGUUUCCGUGGGUCACCAACGUUACACUGUACGGUUGUCUGUUCGCUGGAGGGGACUUCGUCCACCAGUCGUUCUCGCGAGGGGAACAAAUGGACUGGAGACACACGCGGAACGUCGCCGUGGUCGCGUUCAGUUUCCAUGGUAACUUCAAUUUCUUCUGGAUGCGGUUCCUGGAGAGGAGGUUUCCGGGGAAUUCCGUCCGAAUGGUGAUAAGGAAGCUGCUCCUGGACCAGACCACAGCGGCACCCCUGGCUACCAGUGUCUUCUACACAGGUGUCAGUAUCUUGGAGGGCAAAGACGACAUCUUUGAAGACUGGAGAGAAAAGUUCCUGAAUACAUAUAAGACGGGGCUAAUGUUCUGGCCAUUUAUGCAGUUUCUGAACUUUGCCUUGGUGCCUCUGUACGUGCGGACUGCCUUCACCGGCUGCUGUGCCUUCGUUUGGGCCACCUUCCUUUGCUUCUCGCGUCAGAACGGCGAUGGCACGAUCGGUGCUGCUCUGGCGUGGAUGUUCCCUCCUAAAGAGGAUGAAGCCGAGACGGUGGACUCCAAGGAAAAGAGUGAAUAGGAAACCUACUCCGAUCCAAAGUAUGUAGAAUCAGUGGUUGUGAUGGAGGGCGACAAAACGGAAACGGAAAAAGCAGCGAUCUUUAGUGGAGAUAGCAGGUUCAGUGGAUGGCAGUCCUGUCUGUGGUUGAUGUUGCACUAUCACUGCCAGGGUUUGAGUUCAAAGUCACACAAAAAAAAGUGCGUUCUCAUGAACUCAUGGUGCUUUGAAACAGCAUCCAACAAAUGGAAUGUACGUACAGUAUAUUUUUCAGUAUGCAUACAGCACAUGACCUCAGUGGGAAAAUGUAAUUCAGUCCUACGUUUGAAUCCCACAGUGAACCAUCAUGGUACUAUAUUUGUCAUCAGGUUUUGUUUUUAAUAAAUGCAGUCUUGUGUUCUCACAAACAAGAGAGUUCCCUUAAUGUAUUGGACCGUGCUAAAUGAUAUUGGAAUGAUUCAUGAGGAUUUCUAUGUCUGGAAAGGAACCAUAGAAUUAAAAUGUUAUUGAUUUUAUUUCUGUGAUGGGAACGUGUAAAGUUUGGUGUUCCACACAUUUUUCUGCUUUACAUCUAAAAACUGAACUAAGACUGCUAAGACUUAUAUCUGCAACUGGAACAGAAUGCCUGAUUUCUAAGGACUUUCUGCUUUGGUUCCUGAUUACACUCUGGUACAAGAAGUGCACGUGCACACAGGGACCAAUAAUCCGUUAUAUAUAUACAAUAUAUAAAAAACACCUAAAACCACUAAAACAUAUCCGAAAAUAUAUUUUUCAUCUCAUAUUUUCAACCACUGUUUCUUAAUAUUUAAAUGUUUUGCCAAUGAGAUACUACUGAAGAUUACUCUGAGUUUAUAUAUUAAUGAUUGAUGAAGGUUGUCUGAAACAUCCAUUUACUUGAAUGUGGAAAUGCUGCCUGCCUGCUGUCGUACUUUAUGUUAAUGUGAUACUGUGGAGUGCUCUCUAUUACAUAUCUUAACAAAAUUUACAAUUUUUUCUAAAAUAUUGAUUGCCAUUUAAAAAAAAAAAAUGUCCCUUUUACUGUCAAUGUUACUUUAUAGGUUACCUUGCCUGCAUUUAUUCUUGAACGUCAGAUCCUGCCAAGCAGUUUUCUAUAGAGGUCACUUUUAAAAAUAGCUCGGUAUAAGAGCUGACUGCUAUUCCUAUAUAUAUAAAUAUAAUUUUAAAAAGUUCCAGGCAAACUUCUUUCCUUUUGAUCCCUUUAAAUCAGACAUCUUUUAAAUUGCAUCCUUAAUUAUAGUAACUUAUUAUCAGUAUAGUAUUAGAUUGAUUGAUUCUAAUUAUUAUUUGUAUGCUGAUGUGCUACACUGAAACUCAAAGAUCAAAUCAAUGAAUAUUCCCUUUGUUCCUUCCAGCCGCUGAAGACUGGGUGAUAUUACUCAUUAACUUAUUCAAAGACAAAGUACACUACUUUCUAUUUUUUGAAUGGUUUUGAUAUCACAAAAAACAACUAUUUAAACAGUGUCGUUGACUGUAAUGUUUUGAAAGAAAUGACAUGACAUUUUGUACAGAAGUUACACUGACUGUGGUAGAGAUAAGUAACAUGUAUUGUUGAAUAAAUAAAAACACCACAUUGA
Etheostoma spectabile (orangethroat darter) is the source of this 2568-nucleotide messenger RNA. Its product is annotated as mpv17-like protein. Gene Ontology annotation, biological process: mitochondrial ribosome assembly. The record is from RefSeq and is a predicted model, not a curated record. The transcript has 4 exons. Gene Ontology annotation, cellular component: cytoplasm; mitochondrion; membrane. NCBI's taxonomy places the organism in Eukaryota, Metazoa, Chordata, Actinopteri, Perciformes, Percidae. The coding region runs from base 398 to 994 and encodes 198 amino acids.